Populus trichocarpa (black cottonwood) is the source of this 1701-nucleotide messenger RNA. RefSeq lists its product as uncharacterized. The transcript is spliced from 3 exons. The record is from RefSeq and is a predicted model, not a curated record. Bases 260 to 1375 code for a protein of 371 amino acids. Lineage: Eukaryota; Viridiplantae; Streptophyta; Magnoliopsida; Malpighiales; Salicaceae. Gene Ontology annotation, cellular component: cytoplasm.
UCAAUUCCCAACACUACCACCUGCUAAAAUCCCCGCCUUUCUUCUGCUGUAAAAAAUCACAGCUCCUUCUGAAAAACUAAUAAGCACUAGCCUUUCGCCACGCAAAACUCUCUUCCUCACCUCAGUUUCUCCAAAAUCACAACGUUAUACACAAGUGCCAUUGUGAAGGCUUUGACAGGAUACGCAAAGAAUUUAGUUUAACAUGAUUUUAUCAUUUAUGGAAUGGAUACACAACAAAAGGAGAAUUGUUGCAUGAUUUAUGUGGGAACACAACCAUGAAUUGGUGGUUAUUGUUUUUUCAAGUGAUCACAUCAUCUUCUUCAGAAGUGACCUUAUAGCAGGAGAAGCAAUUAAACCAGGGACAAUGAAGGAAGAAGAUGUGAAUUGUUGCCAGAUUCAGGAAUGGUACCCAAAAUUCAAGUCUGGAUCCAUUAAAACAGUAAUCCAUGAACUUCCAGAAUCUUUUGUCGAGUACCUUCUUGAUGAUUCUGGUCCUUUCCUCCUCCCUCAUUCUAUCUCAGGCGAAGAUGCCCUGCCCAAUAGAAUUCACAACCCUGUAGAUGAAGAAGACUUUCAGGUGUCAGAAGGAUCUGGAGAUGAAUCAGAACAACCACCAUUGCCCCCUUCUUUCCCAGAACUUGAAUUGAACAUUAAGGAGUCAAUUAAAACCCUUGGAGGUGCAGUUUUUCCUAAGCUGAACUGGAGUGCUCCAAAAGACUCUGCUUGGAUAAGUCCAUCUGGUUCCCUUCGCUGCACUUCGUUCAGUGAGAUAGCAUUAUUGCUUCGGUCAUCUGACUCACUGGUCCAUGAUUUGUGUCACGCCUAUGACACAUGCAGUGACAAAACCUUGUCAAGACCCCCAAGUUUCUUUCUUGCUCUUCGCAAGUGGUAUUCAUCUUUCUUGCCUGAGAUGGAAUUUCGUUGCUUUGUUCGGGAUAAGCAACUAGUUGGAAUUUCACAGAGAGAAGUGACUACAUUUUAUCCCACACUCCUUGAGAAGAAAAAUGACCUUCUAUGGUUGAUUGAGGAAUUUUUCACAGAUAACGUGAGACUAAAAUUUGAAUCAGAAAAUUACACCUUUGAUGUCUAUGUGAUGAAGGAUGGGCGUGCUAAGAUAUUGGAUUUUAACCCAUGGGGUGCAUUUACACUCCCGCUGCUUUUUACCUGGGAGGAACUGGAGCAGAAUCUCAGGGAAGAGGAGGAUGGGGUGAAUUUCAGAAUCGUGGAGAACCAGUGUGGAAUUCGGCCAGGUCUGAAAACAGCAGUCCCGCGAGAUUACUUGGAUACUAGCCCAGGGAGUGGUUGGGACCAGUUCUUGAGGAAGGCUGACAAGGAGUUGCGGGAGCAGAAAAGGUCUCCUGAAAACGGUGCCUGAGGGUUCUAAUUAUUUUUUGACUUCGAGGUUGCUGUGCUGUUAGUUUAUCCUCAUUGGUUUCAUUGGCAAUUAGUACGGUUUGGACAUGAACACUGGAUCCAGUACUCUUGCCAAGCAAGGGACAUGUGAUUCAACAAUAAUGAUUUGUAGAGAAGUUUUGUACUAGCAAAUAGUUUUCACAGAUGCAGUUUAACUUUCUUCUUGUGUAAUAGAUUCACCCAGACUUUGUAAUGUUACUUCUCUAUGGAUUGAUAGCUCCAUGAGGAACUGAUCAUUAGUACAGAGAUACCAUAGUUCUGAAAUAUCAUAAACAGGCUUAUGGGCUA